Molecule: messenger RNA, 1586 nt
Organism: Tarenaya hassleriana
Lineage: Eukaryota; Viridiplantae; Streptophyta; Magnoliopsida; Brassicales; Cleomaceae
Product: 3-ketoacyl-CoA synthase 19-like
Exons: 1
Coding region: 23-1441 (472 amino acids)
Biological process (GO): fatty acid biosynthetic process
Cellular component (GO): membrane
Molecular function (GO): acyltransferase activity, transferring groups other than amino-acyl groups
Source: RefSeq, a predicted model, not a curated record
ACUGCAUCAUACACAUUCUCCCAUGGAGUUCCUCGUGUUGGCAUGUCUGUCGCUUCUUUCUUACGCCACCUUCUGCCUCUUGAAAUCGCUUCUCGACAGGAGAAACCGGUCGUGUUUCAUGCUUCACUACGGCUGCUACAAUGGGAAACAUGAGACAAAGCUCGACAACAAAACGCUUAUGCAGGUGUUGAGCCGGAACAAGGACCUGGAUCUUGAAGAUUACCGGUUUCUUGUCAGGACUAUGGUUAAUUCAGGUCUCGGGGAGGAAACUUACGGCCCAAGAAACUUCGUUGAAAGAGAGGAGCGCCCGACGCUGCACGAUGCACACUCCGAGAUGGACAAGAUAUUGUUCGACUUACUAGACAAUCUCUUCGCGAAGACGGGCAUUUCUCCUUCAGAAAUCGACAUUCUCAUCGUGAAUGUCUCCUUGUUUGCACCAGUCCCGUCCCUGGCUUCUCGGGUUAUAAGCAGGUACAAGAUGAGGGAGGACAUCAAAUCCUACAAUCUCUCGGGAUUAGGCUGUGCAGCGAGUUCUAUAGCGAUAGAUCUUGCCCAACGCAUGUUCAAGAUGUACAAAAACGCGACAGCUAUCGUUUUAAGCACGGAAUCCAUUGGACCAAACAUUUACUACGGCAAAAACAGAUCAAUGAUUCUUCCCAAUUGCUUCUUCCGAGUAGGAGGGAGCUCGUUUCUAUUAACAAACAAUGCCAAGAUGAAGAACAGAGCGAUCAUGAAGCUCAAAAACGUGGUCCGCACCCAUAUUGGAUCAGACGACGAAGCUUACGCAUGUUGCAUGCAGAUGGAAGACGCAGAAGGUCUCCGAGGAGUACAACAAACCAAACACCUGAAAAAUGCGGGGGUUAGGGCACUGAACAAAAACCUUAAAGUCCUGCUUCCAAAGGUAUUGCCCAUGAAGGAACUAUUUCGUUAUGUGAUAGUCCGCUCGUUGGGAAAGAAAACGAAAGGCGAAACACCCGGCGGGCUAGGGCUAAACCUGAAAACCGGGUUAAAGCAUUUUUGCAUACAGCCGACAACUAGGGCAAACAUUGAAGCCAUAGGGAAAAGUUUAGGACUUAACGAAUACGACAUCGAGCCGUCGAGAGUUGCGCUUCACAGGUUCGGAAACACGUCUUCUUGCGGAGUUUGGUACGUUUUCGGGUACAUGGAGGCAAAGAAGAGGCUAAAGAAAGGCGACAAGGUUCUGGUAAUGGGAUUAAGUGCGGGGGUUGAGUCUGUCAAUUCAGUUUGGGAGAUUAUGAAGGAUAUAGACGAGGAAAACGUGUGGAGUGAUUCGGCCGAACAUUAUCCCGAGAUGUUGGUGAGUCCAAAUCUUUUCGAGCUGAACUACGGUUGGAUCAACGACCAAACACUGAGCUUGUCCCAAGCGGUUAAAGCAAUUGAAACUCAAAACACUAUUAAGAUGGGUAAGAUGCUCGAUUGAUGCAGCAAGAGCUCUAUUUAUCUUCUAUACACAUGUACUCCAUCCGAGAUCGUCUACUUACUUAUUUUACCACUAAAUAAAUUUGAUUUACGGUAGACAUUGUGAGGCAUAGUAAUAUAAUAGACCUAAUUAAGGUAUUGUAUAA